ACAUCAUCAUUACAUCAGUCCCCCCCUCAAAAAAAAACCCCGAUUAUCGUCCAAUGGGAAGGCCCCCUUGUUGUGAUAAAUCGAACGUGAAACGAGGGCCGUGGACACCCGAGGAAGAUGCUAAAAUUCUCGCAUAUGUAGCAAGCCAUGGAAUUGGCAACUGGACCUUAGUUCCCCAAAAAGCAGGCCUUAACAGAUGUGGGAAGAGUUGUAGACUCAGAUGGACUAAUUAUCUACGACCUGAUCUCAAACAUGACAAUUUUACCCCCGAGGAAGAAGAAUGCAUUCUCGAACUGCACAAAACUGUCGGCAGCAGAUGGUCUCUAAUAGCAAAACGGCUGCCGGGGAGAACAGACAACGAUGUGAAGAACUAUUGGAACACGAAACUGAAGAAAAAGUUGGCUAAAAUGGGAAUUGAUCCCGUAACUCACAAGCCCUUCUCUCAGGUUUUCAGCGAAUACGGAAAAAUCAGCUGUUUUCCGAUUAACACAAACACUAACAAAAACCCGUUUCUCAAACCGGAAAGCAAUAAUACAUCAAUGGGCUAUGAUAUUAUGCAACGGCAACCGUAUUUUUCAUCUUCUUCGAAUGGAGUCAUGCGUUUUGGCUUAGGACAAAGUCACACGUGUGGGCCCUCUCAGGUGCAAAGCGUGCCUGCUUCUCCGUUCGAGUUAUCUAAUGAAUGUGUUUUGGGAGAUUAUUUGAGUAGUAGUAAUUAUGAGGCUGCUCAAGUUCAAGAAGAGGGGCAUAUACGUAAAACUAGCGUCGAAAAUAGUGGAAAUUACUCGUGCCAUGGAAAUUAUAGUGGAGCAUCAUCUUCAUCUUCAUUUGCUGCAGAUUCGUCGUUUGUCGAGGCUAUUUUGGCGCAUGAUAGCGAAAUGCGACUUCAGUUUCUCGACAUUUUGGAUGACGAUUACGGUUACUGAUCAUUUUCUGAUGUGUAAUUUUUUGUUGGAUUUGUUACUAAUUUCGGAAUAUUUUUCUUGCAGUUGGAAUAAUAUUUAAUUUGCGUAUACGCC
Molecule: messenger RNA, 1019 nt
Organism: Erythranthe guttata (spotted monkey flower)
Lineage: Eukaryota; Viridiplantae; Streptophyta; Magnoliopsida; Lamiales; Phrymaceae
Gene: TDF1
Product: Duplicated homeodomain-like superfamily protein
Source: RefSeq, a predicted model, not a curated record